Staurois parvus is the source of this 450-nucleotide messenger RNA. The record is from the annotation of a GenBank genome assembly. Lineage: Eukaryota; Metazoa; Chordata; Amphibia; Anura; Ranidae.
AUUUCAGUACCAAAAGCGGUAACCCCGAGCUACACUCGGGAAUACUCUGCGGCACUGCUCCGGUAUUUGUUCUUCACUUACCUUACCCUGCGCUCCCACGAUGUGUCCCCUGCAGCGUCCCCGGCCAUCUCCUCCGGCCGAUGCCGGCAUCCGGCUUCUGUGUCCUGUCCCUGUGACGUCGGGACGUACGGGCGCCGCCGCCGCCACCACCGGCGGCGGGAAAUUUAAAAAUUUUAAAAAAUGUCAUUUUUUUUUUUUUUUACAUUUUACAUAUUUCACAUACAUUUUGUCCCGAGUGCUUUGUCCGGCGCCCUGCCUGCAUUUUGUCUGUUCUUUCUGCCUGGAAACUGAGAAACGUCCAUGGCAUCCAAAAAGUGUCCCUUUAGGUCAAAAGCGGUUUAGAUCAGCUAGAAAACAGCGAUAGUAAAUCAGAACCACUUGCAGAAUAGA